Molecule: messenger RNA, 773 nt
Organism: Prinia subflava (tawny-flanked prinia)
Lineage: Eukaryota; Metazoa; Chordata; Aves; Passeriformes; Cisticolidae
Product: feather keratin 1-like
Exons: 1
Coding region: 50-355 (101 amino acids)
Cellular component (GO): intermediate filament
Molecular function (GO): structural constituent of cytoskeleton
Source: RefSeq, a predicted model, not a curated record
UGCUUCCUUCCCCUUCCCUCUCUCCCAGGUGCACCUGCAGCCCCAAGCCAUGUCCUGCUACAGCCCGUGCCGGCCCUGCCAGCCCUGCGGCCCCACCCCGCUGGCCAACAGCUGCAAUGAGCCCUGUGUCAGGCAGUGCCAGGACUCCACCGUGGCCAUCCAGCCCUCGCCUGUCGUGGUGACCCUGCCCGGCCCCAUCCUCAGCUCCUUCCCACAGAACACUGCCGUGGGAUCCUCCACCUCUGCUGCUGUUGGCAACAUCCUCAGCACUCAGGGAGUGCCCAUCAGCUCUGGGGGCUUUGGCCUCUCGGGCUUGGGCAGUGGCCUCUGUGGCAUCAGGGGCCUCCCCUGCUAAAGCUGCUGGCCGUGGCCCUGGGGAGGGAACCCAGGCACUGCCAGCAUGGAACCGCCCUGGGGACGCAGCAGCGGCUUGUUGCUUCCUGAGGGGCUGAGCAAGCCCAGCAGCCCUUGCAGAAGGACAGGGCCAGCCUGGGCUCUUGGCAAGCACAGCCCAGCCCUGCCUCUGCCCUCUGCCACUGCCUCCUUUCCCUCCUGUGUCCUUGUUCCCUUGUGCUCCCCUGGGCUGUGAGCCCCACACAGCCGUCCUGGGGAGGACCUGCUGGCCCUCUCUGGAUCAGGCAGAUGAUCCCUGCUGGGAUCUCUGCCACAGCCAUGGGAUGGGGAUUCUAAGCUGACCCUGGUGCUCUCUGCACUGAGGCCUCCACUCAAGAGUGACCUUGUUUUCAUCUUUUGACUCAUUAAAUUUCUGAUGC